This is a messenger RNA of Thermothelomyces thermophilus ATCC 42464, 4035 nucleotides long. RefSeq lists its product as uncharacterized. Bases 555 to 3962 code for a protein of 1135 amino acids. Gene Ontology annotation, molecular function: proteasome binding; cysteine-type deubiquitinase activity. The transcript is spliced from 4 exons. Gene Ontology annotation, biological process: protein deubiquitination; regulation of proteasomal protein catabolic process; proteasome-mediated ubiquitin-dependent protein catabolic process. NCBI's taxonomy places the organism in Eukaryota, Fungi, Ascomycota, Sordariomycetes, Sordariales, Chaetomiaceae. The record is from RefSeq and is a predicted model, not a curated record.
CAGACACCCCACUCUCUCUGCCCGUCUUGGGCUGCGCUUCUUCGUCAUCGGCUCAGUAUUCCGUACACCUUCUCUCUUUGUCACUCGUCAUGCCUGCCGACCAAGUUACAGCCGGGAUCGCAAGGCUGGCUCUUGGCACAUCACACACCAUUGCUAACUCGCCAUCACCAGUGGUGCAACCUCCAGGGCCAAGUCCUUCCGGGAAUGGCGGACGGCUGGCCUCCCGGCUAGUCCAAGAUUGGCUCGCCGGCUGUCCUUUGCAGGGCAAGCACGGCGAACCACUGAUCGAGUGCCCCCCGCUACGUGUUUUCCCCCAUCGUCCCGAUGGGGGUCCCGAUCACGACCUUGUGUCCUUGCCCUCUCAGAGCUAUGUCGCGGCACACGAUCCAGAGGGUCGAGGCAGGACUCUGCUCUCCUGUAUGUGCAGUCACUGCCGCUACCACUUUGUCUUCCGGAUCUACCCUCCCCCUCUUCAGGAGCAGAGCACGGCACACCUGCAGCACCACUUCCGUAUUGAGGAAGCUGAAUGGGAUACUACUGCAUUGGAGCCUGCCAUGUCCCGGCCGUCCACACAGAGCUCUGUUUUGGGCAGGUUUCGGUAUGUCUGCACCCUUUGUGGCAUUGUCGUUAGCCUGGAUAUCUCUCUGCCCCGGCUGAGGCCGGAGUGGUUGAAGAUGAUCUCAGAUGAGGACAGGAUCAGGAAGUCCCUCAAGGCCGCCAGGGAGGAAGACCCACAGCGUUAUGCAGAUGUCGGCACAGAGAAGGAGACACAUUAUAGGACAACAGCUCUCCACACCUUGAAUCAGUAUAUCAAGAAUAUACUGGAAGAGAGCGGUACAGGGCCCCGUAAAAGGAUCUCGUUCCGGAACAAGACAUUCCAGGUCCAGUUUGGCCGGGAUUGCGACGAGAUUUUCCGAUAUCUCGGUUUUGAGGAGGACCACGACGCAAAUACCAACGAGUCAUACUGGAUCCCUCCGCGAUUACCGCCCCCCGAGGGCAAAACACCAAUCGGAUCCUCUAGGGCCUUCUACGAGGAUGUGAGGUCCGAAGUGCAGAGCGUCUUUGCUGGUAAACCACCUGCGCAGGGCGAGCCAACGGUCAUGCCCGUCUCACCGGCACCCCGCGACGAACUCGAGAAGGUGCUGGGGUGUGACAAGAGCCGCCGCUGUUUUAGCACCCUCCCCGUGAUCGAAAAUGAGGCCCGACACUUUGCCACGCUCGGUGCCCCGGUCGAUGCCGACGAUGCCCUUCUCAAGUUCGCGUACAGUCGGCAGGCGGAGUUGGACCCGGAAAAUACCUCGACCUACUUGGAAGCGCUCGGCACCCUCGCCGGUCGCCGGUCCGAGGAACUCCAGAUGUUUGUCUUCACUCACCAGGAGUUGCUCGCAAGACAGCAAAAGGAGGCCGCCGCCGGAGGGCCCAACGCGAGCCCGGUUGAGAAAGCGUACGCUCAUUUCGGCCUCACCAAGUCCUGCCCUGAGGAUCCUGCCUUUUUCAUUGGCGUGUACAGGACCUAUAGGGACCAGUCUCCUGCGCAGAAGUCCGACCACCGACUCGCCCUGCUCCAGAUCGCCAACGACCGCCAAAGUGAUGAGAUCAGGAACGAGGUCUUUGGAAAGCCGAUGGAUUUGCAGGAAGCUUGUCAGUUUCUCCGCGUGGAACCGGGAUGGCCAAUGGACAGCAUUGCAGUCAUGGCACAAAGUAUAUCCUCCGACUCGGACAUGGAUCAACUAGAUCUUCUCCUUCUUGCUCUCGAUGCGAUCUCGCUCUCCCGGGGAACGGACGACCCGAACCGUCCUGAGUUCGAGAGCGUCUUGGCCGAGCUACGGUCCAUUCGGCGGUCUCAACUAACUUCUUCCGGCACUGAGCACGUCGGCGCUGCGGUCUCAGCGUCCGACCACGCUAGUGACGCUGUGGAUCUGGAGCUGCCGGUCGGGCUGGCCAACCUUCGCAACACGUGUUACCUCAAUAGCAUACUGCAAUAUUUCUACUCUGUGAAUGCCGUCAGGGAUCUGGCAUUGAACACGGACUUCCCUGCCCUAGAACCGACCGAAGCGAAUCUCAGCAAUCUUUUACGUACGGAUAGCAGCAGCAACACCGGCCAUGAUCAGAGGCGGACUGAUUUGGAGACCGGUCGAGCCUUCGUUGGCCACGAGUUCGCGCGUGAGCUGAGCACCCUAUUCCGUUCCCUAAAUGCUUCUGCGGAAAACUCGAUCACGCCUCGCCAACGUCUUGCCAACGCUGCCUUGUUGAGGCCCGAGAAGCUCCGUCCACAGUCAGCAGAUCCCACAGCUGUCCCAGGUGCAAGCAACGAUGAUGCGCCGCCGCUGCCGCCGCGUAUAGCCAAGGGUGCUGUCACAGAAGCCAAAGACACGCCCAUGGCAGGAGUUGAACAAUCCGACGCCGCAAGUUCCGGAAGCUCGGAGACGCUGGUCGAUCAAUCCAGCGGAGAAAGUCCUCUAAUUUUUGCACUCGAGGAGGAGGAUUUGAAGGAGAAAGCUGCUGCGGCCGCAGUGACAUCGGCAGCAGGUGGCUCCAACAGACCAGCAAGCGAACCGCAGACUAUCAGCCGAACGAGUGAACCUGAGGUGAAAAUGUCGAAGCUCACCGUUGAGGAGCUCGCCGUAGAACUCGACAAGCCUAAUGUUGGGUCCGACCAGAUGGACGUUGACGAGGUCAUGGGGAAUGCCAUCGACCACCUGCGAGCCGCCUUCAAGGUUUCCACCGUCGGCAAUUCUGCAGCCCCGCCAGAUCCCAUCGAGCAGGCUUUCUUCUCAACCUUCAUCGACAACCGCAAGAAGAUCGGUGACUCGGAAUGGAACCGGACCACCAGGUCUGAUCGCUGGGUUACAGCGUAUCCUGCUCAAUCCGGGACGUUGGACCUGUACGAUGCUUUGGCCAACUCGUUCGACAUUGAGCCCCUACCGGGCAACCUCUUAUCUUUCACCACCAUCGAACGGCCCGCGCCGCAUUUUCACGUAUGUAUCCAGCGAUCCGACGGCGUUCGGAAGAACUCCAACCCCAUCACCAUACCCGAGACAUUGUAUCUCGAUCGAUUCAUGCAUACCGCCGAGACUCAAUCCUCUCUCUUCAAAAGGAGAAAGAGGAAGUGGGACAUCAAAACAAGAUUGAGCGAAAUGGUAACCCCUGCAAAAAAGCGUCUGGAAACAGCGAAACAGCAGUCGCAGAUUGGAGGCCGUCCCUCAAAGGCCGGCGCUCAGGAUGAUGGGCUCACUGAAGAGGAGAUCGAUGGAUUUCUGGUCCUUGGGGGUCUGGAUACGCGGUAUCAGAUUCCAUCCUCGUCUAUGGUUGAUGGCGUUGGUGUCUCGAAUGACGAACCCGAGACUCAGAGCUUCUUCGCCCUUGAUCCGGACCUAAAGCGGUUGGCGAAUAAAUACGGCGUUGAAGAGCCCGAUCUCUCUCUGACCGUCGCUGCAGACCCGCCCCCAAAGAGCGAUGCAACCACAACAUUUCCCCCGUCAGACUUGGAUGAAUUUUGGGAAAGAUUUGCGGCCGAGGAGGCUGAAGAGAAGGAGCGUCUGAUUACCGAGCGAGACAGACUCUUCAGCGAUGCUCAAAACGUCGCUUACCGCCUCCAUGCAGUGGUGUGCCACGCAGGAUCUUCUGCCUCUGCCGGGCACUAUUGGGUAUGGAUCCAUGACUUUGAGCGAGAUGUUUGGCGGAAGUACAACGACACCACGGUUUCGGUGCACCCAGCCGAGUUCGUCUUCGGGGAGCUCAACACCAAAGGUGAGCCCUACUACCUCGCAUAUGUCAAGGCCGACGAGGUCCAGAAUCUCGUCAGUAUACCACGCCGUCAACCGCAAGCUCCGCCACCUGUGCCACCGCGGCCGAGGUCGAGUCUGGGUGCCGUCAAGGCCGACGGGGAAGACAAUGUCAUGGCUAGCAUUGAGCACUGGGAAGACGUGGAGAUGCUGCCGCCUCCGUACUCAAACCCUUAGAAGGUUGAUCAAGGCGUCGGCUAUCGCGUUGUUGCCUGGAGGACAUUGGUCCUGCCUGUAUAGCGUCAGAGGG